AUGGGCUCCCAGAUUUUCCUGCUGCUGUUCUUCUUGCAUUUGAGUUUUGCAAAGUCUCCGGAGCCGCAAUAUGUCCUGAUCGUGCCUUCCGUCCUGCACUCCAACACGUCCAACCAGGCCUGCGUGCAGCUUCAAAACCUCAAUGAGUCGGUUUCCUUGAAGAUUACGCUGGACUACCACAUGGACAGCUAUGACCUUUGGGAAGGCCGUGUACCUGUGACCCACUUUUCUCAGUGCAUCAACUUCACGGCACCCCCUGCAACUUCGGAAUCGCUGGCAUUCGUGGUCCUUUCCGUCGAAGGCUCCUCGCUCCAUUUCUACGAAAGGAAGUCUGUGGGUCUCCAGAACAGAACCACGGUGGUCUUUGUUCAAACAGAUAAGCCGGUCUACAAACCUGGCCAGAAAGUGAUGUUUCGGAUCUUUGCUCUGGAUGAAGACUUUAAACCAGUUAACAAAAAGUAUUCAUUGAUCUACAUUGCGGAUCCCCAAAACAAUAGGCUUGCUCAGUGGGAGAAUAAAACAUCUUCCAAUAGUUUCUUAGAAAUGGAAUGGCAACUUGAUGAUUCCCCCAGUCUUGGAAACUACAGAAUUGACAUCACUGAUGAAACAAGCGAUACCACAGAUCAUUGGUUCAACGUGAGAGAAUAUGUGCUGCCUACGUUUAGCGUGAAAACCAAUUUGCCGCAGAGGGUCUCGCCUCUUGACGAAGAGUUCAAAGUCAACGUAUGUGCGAAGUAUACCUACGGCCAACCUGUCCAAGGGAGAGUCCAGCUCCGAGUGUGCCGGCAGCGCUAUUACCAGCCACAGUGUGAGCGGGAUUCGGAAGGGAUAUGUGAAGCUCUUAGCGCACAGUUAGGCAAAGACGGCUGCAUCUCCAAGAUGAUCGGGACCAAAGCCUUCCGCCUUUAUGCUAAUCUGGGCAGAGAUCGCUAUUUCUUUGUGUCGCUUCGAGUCAACGCGGUUGUGACGGAGAACGGAACUGGCAUCCAAAAAUCUACCAAUGGCUAUGUCUCUGUCUACCCAGCCAGAAAGACCGUAUCUCUGGAGCACAUAGAUUCAUACUACAGAAGACAAAUUCCAUACACUGGACAGAUACGGCUGAGAGAUGAAGAUAAUGCCCCCAUUGCGAAAGGGCUGCUCUUUUUGGAGCUCGAAGGGAAUAUUGUGGCUAACUACACCACAGACGAGAACGGCACUGCUCAGUUUUCCAUCAACACCUCCCACUUCUUUGAACCUCGCUAUAAACUGAGGGUUUUCCAUCAGCCAGAUCCAUGCGCUGAAGACGGCUGGCUAGAAACAGACCAACCGGAAUCUGUUCGCUUCGUCUACCGCUUCUUCUCCCGGACCGACAGCUUCGUGAAGGCAGUGCCGGUCUUGGAGGAACUGAAGUGUGGUCAGCGAAGGCCGGUGACGGUGCACUACGUCCUCAACAAAGACCGCCUCGAGGGGAGGAUCUCCAAGCUUUACUUCUUUUACAUUCUGCUGGCUCAAGACAAAAUCAUGGCUAAUGGCAAACAGCAAGUCAGCGUCCAAAUUGGACACCCGGGUACCUUCUCUAUCUUACUGAGCGCUGAUGAGAAAUUGGCUCCCAGGGCAAAGAUGCUGGUUUAUAUCUUCCACGAUGGUGAGCUGGUGGCCGACAGCAUCUCCUUUGACGUUGAGAAGUGCUUCCGAAACAAGGUCGGUCUGCAGUUCUCUGAGAAACAAGCCCUACCAGCCUCCAGCAUCAACCUUGACAUCGAAGCGGCCUCUAAUUCCAUCUGUGGUUUGCGGGCUAUAGAUAAGAGCAUCCUACUUUUGAGGCCUGGAAGAGACCUGUCUCCUGAGAGCGUGUACAGCCAGCGUCCUUAUCGGUAUUCUUAUGGUUAUUAUUUUCGGGGUGUGGACCUGGAAGAUUAUCAUGAAGAGCCAUGCAUUGAGCUGAAAAAUGCCUUUUUUAAAGGCUUGUACUAUUUGCCUGUGAAUGUUACUGAUGAUGGGAACGUCUACGAUAUUGUGAAGGACCUGGGUCUCAAGGUUUUCACCAGCUCCACACUGCGGAAGCCUGUUGUGUGUCAAAGCGAUUUGGAGUGCAAGAAGAUUUCCUCAGAUUACGAUAGUGGCGGCGGUCAUAUUUCUUCUAAGAUUCAACGAGUAGAGUCUAUGGGUUACAGUGGUUCUGCUGGCAGCCACCUGGAUACCGUGAGACAGUUCUUUCCUGAAACCUGGAUGUGGAGUGCGGUCUCUGUCGAUUCUAGUGGGAAGGCCAGUCUCUUAUACACCGUACCAGACACGAUCACGGAAUGGGAAGCCAAUGUGUUUUGUAUGGAAGACCACGCUGGGUUUGGCGUCUCCAAGCCAGCGUACCUGACAGCUUUCCAGCCAUUCUUUGUUGAACCAACCCUACCCUAUUCUGUUGUUCGAAAGGAAAACUUCAUUCUUAGAGCGAACACUUUCAAUUACUUGAACCAGUGCACAGAGGUGAGGGCUACAUUGGAAGAGUCCCAGGAUUACAAAGCAGAAAAUCUGUCUCCAGAAAACACCUUCACGAGGAUAUGUGCAAAUGAAAGAAAGACCCAUACUUGGAGAAUUCAACCUCAAAAACUGGGUACAGUGAAUGUCACGAUUACUGCCGAGGCCAAACCGGGUGAGCAGAGCGUGGGACGGAAGGACACGGUAAUCCGACCUCUGCUGGUUGAGCCUGAAGGUGUCAAAAAGGAGGUGACCCAGAGUGCUCUCAUCUGUGUAAAAGACGCGUCAACCACUGAGCCGGUGUCCUUAAAGUUGCCUCAAAAUCUGGUGGAGGGAUCUGCAAAAGCCUACAUUUCUGUCGUUGGUGAUGUUAUGGGCACUGCUAUGAGUGACGCGGAAAACUUUCUCCGGAUGCCUACCGGUUGUGGGGAGCAAAAUAUUGCCAUGUUCCUGGCCAACCUCGUCGUCUUAAACUACCUGAAUAACACGAAGCAGCUGACGGAAGAGAAAAGAGCCUUGUUUGUUGGACGUCUCUCCACUGGAUACCAGAGGCAGUUGAGGUACCGACUCCCCGAUGGAUCCUUCAGUACGUUUGGGAACCAGUUUGAAGAAGGAAACCUGUGGGUCACUGUUCUCACCUACAAAGCCUUGGCAAAGGGCAAGGAGUGGAUUUUUGUAGAUGACAAUGUCCUGGACCAAGCCCUGAUCCUGAUUGCAAGAAAGCAGGGGCCCGAUGGCUGCUUCCGACAGACCGGGGACAUCUUCAAUAAUGCUGUGAAGGAAGGAUCAAAUUAUUCCCUUCUACUGACUGCCAAGGUCGCUGCGUCGCUGCUGGAGGCCGGACGUCCCAGUUCGUAUCCUGUGGUGCAGCAGUGUCUCUCGUGCUUGGACGCAGCUUCUGCCAGGGGUGUUGACGUCACCUACGAAAAGGCUCUCCUGGCAUACACUUAUAGCUUAGCGGAGGACGAAGAACGGCGGCAAAAGUUCUUGGUGGACUUGAAAAAUUCCGCUACUAGAACAGGAGGCCAGCUUCACUGGGAAAGGGAAAGCCGACCCACAGCGGAAGCCUUCCUCUCCUUCUAUCCUCGGGCACCCUCUGCGGACAUUGAAAUGACCAGCUACGCCUUGCUGGCGCUUCUCAGCCAGCUCAGCCUGUCCCAGGAAGACCUGACUUUUGCCUCGCAGGUUGCUCAGUGGAUCGUCCGGCAGCAGAAUUCCUACGGAGGCUUCGCUUCCAGCCAGGAUACGCAUGUUGCCCUCCAAGCAUUAUCCCACUAUGGGGUCCUCACCUUCACAAAAGACCCCCAGAAUACGGUCGAGGUCAGCGGUGCCGGAGGGCCUGUCCAGACCCGUUUCGAGGUGAAUAGCCGGAACCGUGUUCUGCUGCAGCGGGUUGCCUUGCCAAGCGUCCCCGGGGACUACAGCGUGCAAGUGACCGGCUCCGGAUGUGCUUACGUGCAGACCACCCUGAGGUACAACGUCAUCCUGCCCUCGCAGGCCUCUGGGUUUUCUCUGGCCACGCAGACAAGGAACGCUUCCUGCACUGGUGACUUCCUCCCACGGUUUCACCUUGUCCUGACAACCAGUUACACCGGAAAGCGCAACGUCUCCAACAUGGCCAUUGUGGACAUCAAAAUGCUGUCUGGUUUCGUCCCUGUUGAAUCAUCUCUAGAGAAGCUUCAGAGCCAAGUGAUGCGCAGAGAAAAGAGGAACGACCACGUCCUCUUGUACCUGAAGAACGUAUCAUCAGAGCCAAUAACUUUAACAUUGAUUGUAGAAGAAAUCCAUCCUGUAUCUAACAUCCAACCAGCUCAAGUUAUAAUUUACGAUUAUUAUGAAACAGAUGAGUCUGCCCUGGCUGAAUACAACACUGCUUGCCCCCAGAAUGCAUCUUGAA
Molecule: messenger RNA, 4348 nt
Organism: Euleptes europaea (tarantolino)
Lineage: Eukaryota; Metazoa; Chordata; Lepidosauria; Squamata; Sphaerodactylidae
Product: ovostatin-like
Exons: 35
Coding region: 1-4347 (1448 amino acids)
Cellular component (GO): extracellular region
Molecular function (GO): endopeptidase inhibitor activity
Source: RefSeq, a predicted model, not a curated record